This is a messenger RNA of Neopelma chrysocephalum (saffron-crested tyrant-manakin), 9191 nucleotides long. RefSeq names its product synaptotagmin like 5 (gene SYTL5). Gene Ontology annotation, cellular component: plasma membrane; exocytic vesicle. Bases 987 to 3287 code for a protein of 766 amino acids. Gene Ontology annotation, biological process: exocytosis; intracellular protein transport. Gene Ontology annotation, molecular function: phospholipid binding; small GTPase binding; neurexin family protein binding. The record is from RefSeq and is a predicted model, not a curated record. NCBI's taxonomy places the organism in Eukaryota, Metazoa, Chordata, Aves, Passeriformes, Pipridae. The transcript has 21 exons.
CUCACCCAGCAGCUGGAGAGGUUCGGGGGGACCCGGGUCCCCUCCCGACGGGGACGGCCGGGCGGGAGCCACACCCGGGCGGCUCCAGCCCUUGCCGGGCACAGCGGGAGCGCGGGGCUGCGGGAGGAGGCGAGGUUGGCUGUCAGAGGGCUGCACCUGCGGGCGUCACUGCGAGCCUGCCCGUGCCCCGGGUGAGUGUCAGUGCAGGGCUGUGCGGGCUCGGUGCGGUGUGUUCGCUCCCUGCCCGAGCCAGGAGCCGAGCCCGCGGCACCGGGAGCGGGACUUCAACCUCCCAGCUCCACCGGGCUGCGGAGUUGGCAUCGGCAGCCCUUGGCGGCGGCGGGGAUGCUGCUGCUUGUACGUGCUCUUCGUCUCCUGCCGAGGUUCUUGGUGGUGGAUCUUGCCCGCCAGGGAUGCCGUCUGUGAUGUUUGUGCCGUGGGAGGGAUGCGAAGGCGCUCAGUUGUCCCUGUCAUCACUGAGCAGAUUUCAUGGUAGGUGAAAUUCCCAAAUCUUUGUUCGCGAAGCCCAGCCAUGAGAUGAGAGAGGGAUGAGCACACUCGAGUGUUUGUUGUCCCAGAGCCUGGAAAGCAGAAUAGGUAGUUUGAAAUAAGUAUACCCAGCUGUUUUGUGGUUCCAAACUACAAUUAUUCAGGAAGUUGAUUCUGCAGCUGCUCAUGAAUGCAGUCUGAAGGCCUGCAGUGUGUCGGUGAGCAUCGGUCAGGACCCGAGGGCAUCCAGUAACCAGGAAAAUGACUGGCUUCCUCAAGGAACAAACAAAGGAGAAACCUUUAUUACUUGUGUAGCUGGAAGGCAAAGCAAUACAAUCUUGCCACCCGGUUAAUUUAAAGAAGCAUUUUUCAAAAUACCUCUUGACUGUGUGGAUCUUGCAACUCUGACACAAACGUGCCUUUGGACUUGUGCAAAUAAAUCAUUGGAAGAACGGAUUGGGCAAAGUGGUCGUUGAAGGAGUGACUGUUGGAGAACCAUGACGAAGCACCUGGAGAUGAUCAAUUUGUCAUUUUUGUUGGAACAUGAAAGGGAAACAAUACUGGGAGUACUGAAGAGAGAUGAAUAUUUGAAAAAAGUUGAAGAUAAAAGAAUAAGGAAAUUGAAAAAUGAGCUUCUGGAAGUGAGAAGGAAAGGCGGAAACCGUCACUGUCAACAGGACAACAGUAGGGUCUGUGUUCGCUGUCAGAAAAGCCUGGGCUUAAUCUUCGACAGAGGAGACCUGUGCCAAACCUGCAAGCUUCGAGUCUGCAGUAAUUGCCGUGUUGUGGGAACUGACGGGCAGUGGAAGUGCUCGGUGUGUGCCAAGAUUGCGCAGCUACGGAUAGUGACGGGAGAAUGGUUUUUUGAGGAGAGAGCAAAGCGAUUCAAGCAGUCAAAUCUUGGAACUGAUGUUGUCAGACAAUCUAUCCUACACAAAUUCCCAGAUACAGUUUCAAAUACAGAUGAAGAAAGAACAUUCAAAGAUCAACCCCAAGAGAAUGAAGAACAAAAGCCAGAUGUAUCAGUCUCCUCCACAAGUGGGCAUAAGUCAGUCUUCAGCAGACCUAGAAAGAUAGGGAAGAUAAUCAGGGCAGUUACCAAAGGAGAAAUUACAUAUGCAAAAGAUGGAGGUGAGAGGAAUACAGGCUCAGAAGCUGAAACCCAAAGUCUGCGUAGUGGCAAGUCAGCACCAUGCUCUGAGAGAGGGAGCACUCUUUCACUGAACAGCAGUGUUGUGGAGGCUGCUGCAGGUCAUCUGAGAGGGGCUGUGGGUCCUGUGAGGGGGGGCAGUGCUCCCAUACCUUCCCUCCCGAGGUCUCCAGCGCUCAGCACGCGCAGCAUGACUGCAGAUUAUAGCAGGGACACUGGCUUAGAAAAUGGCAUGAUUAUUCCAGCAAGUGAAAGUGUCCCUGAAGAUUUAGUAAAGAAGCACUGUAGGAAAGCAUCUGGAACACCUUCCAUUGCAGUUUCUAGGAUAUCUUUGUCAUCAGACCGUAGCCGAUCUGAGAUAGAUUUGAGUGAAUCCUUCUCUGAAGGAAAUGAGGAUACUCUGAGCAUAAGAAGCAAAUCUGUACCUAGUGCCUUAGAUCAGGAACUGGAUUAUCUGGAUGAAAGAGAAGAAGAUAUUGAUGCCAUAGUGGCCUCUCGUUAUUCAAGAAAACAGGAACAUAUGGCAAGUGGACUAUCAACAAACUCCCCAGAAGGCUCUGACAGAAAAUGGACAUAUUUAAAUGUGCCUGAAAAAGACGGCGAUACUACAAGCAUUAACAGCAUGCUCAGUGUGUAUAGUGAAACUGGUGACUAUGGCAACGUGAAGGUCAGCGGUGAAAUCCUUCUCAGUAUCAACUAUAUCUACAGAACAGGUGCCCUCAACAUCCUGGUGAAGAGCUGCAGAAACCUGGCCAUUGGAGAUGAGAAGAAGCAAAGGACAGAUCCAUAUGUCAAGGCGUACCUUCUGCCUGAUAAGUCCCGCCAAAGUAAGCGCAAGACCAAAAUUAAAAGCAACAGCACCAAUCCAGAAUUUAAUGAGAUGCUGAAGUAUGUCAUCAGUCACACACAGCUGGAAACCAGGACCCUACAGCUUUCUGUCUGGCAUUAUGACAGAUUUGGACGCAACAGCUUCCUUGGGGAAGUGGAAAUUCCAUUCGAUUCCUGGAACUUUGAAAAUCAGGGCGAUGAGUGGUUUGUGCUUCAGCCCAAGGUGGAGGUUGCAACCGAUUUUGGACUUCAAUAUAAAGGAGAGCUGACAGUUGUUUUACGUUACAUUCCCCCAGACAGAAACCUAAUGCUUCCUCUAGGGCAGUUUCAAGGAAAGAAGAGCUUUAAAAAAGGAAAAAAAGGAGAUCCUCACCUGCCAUCUGGAGGUAUAUUAGAAGUCCUCAUCAAAGAAGCAAAGAAUUUAACAGCAGUGAAAUCAGGAGGCACAUCUGACACUUUUGUGAAAGGAUACCUGCUCCCAGAUGACAGCAAAGCUACAAAACACAAAACUCCCAUAGUAAAAAAGAGCGUGAACCCCCAGUGGAAUCAUACCUUUGCCUUCAGUGGCUUGAAUUCAAGGGAUAUACGGAAUGUCUGCCUAGAACUGACUGUGUGGGACAAGGAGUCACUUUCCAGCAAUAUUUUUUUGGGAGGUGUCCGUUUGAGCACUGGAAAUGGUGUAAGUAACGGCAAAGAGGUUGACUGGAUGGACUCUCAGGGGGAAGAGCAGCACCUCUGGCAGAGGAUGAUUGACAGUCCGGGAGUUCCAGUGGAGGGGAUAUUAAUGCUGAGAUCCAGCAUGGGAAAACGCAGACUCUGAAAGACUUUAACUGCUGAGGGGUACAACAUAUGCUCCUGACUUCAGUGGUGUUCAGGCUGUUGCCACUUUGCCCAUUUGAACAAGGGGAAGGGUCGUACUCUUGGAUGUUAAGGCUCCAAGUGAGAUUCCAAUGCAUUCUGCACUUUCAUGCAUACAUUUUUUACCCAGGUUUCCUGUGUGAAUUAUAUUUCCCCUGAAGCCAGUGAGAAUUGGACCUUGUACAGAGAUGGGACUGGCUUUUUCUGUCCCUUCUGGUGACUGGUGUGCAGAUGAUGAGCACUUCUGCUUGGGGGAUGCUCAGAGUGAGCAAAUUCUCUAGCUGGUAAUUUAAAAAGUAACACCAGGUUUACACAUCUCCUUCUGGGUCAAAGAUGGCCUAGAAGGCAGCACUGGUACAGUGCAAGCAGAUUCGGAGUGAGUCUGUGCUGUGGUAUUUGAAAGUUAAAGAGCCAUAAUGGUAUGAAGGGUAACAAACAGCACUUCUUUGUCAUGUUUACUUGCUGGGCUGUGCAGAGGUGCACUUGGGUCCAAGCAGCCAAUCAAGGAAGGACAGUGGAGUGUUUGGCACACUAGAAAUGGGCAGCAGGUGAGCAGUGCUGGUGAACAGGCAUUCUCGGGGGUGUUUUAAUGCACCGUAUAAAAGGUAGACUUCGUUCAAUGUAAGCAAAGAAGCUCUAAUGAAAACAAAAUGUAACAAAUCCUCAAACAGUUUUCAGAACUAUAUGAUAUUAUUGUGUUUCCAUUCAGUUGACAGCUCUAACAGGAUCUUCUGAUGUCACUGAACAGAUGGAGUAUGUCUGCUCCACAUGCCUGUCCCCAUCUAUGUUGCUGAGAUAAGACAUAUACCAGGUUUGGACGUAAUUAGAUAAGAACUUUAUUCAAGAGAUCAUGUAGUAAAAUAACGAGAUUGAAGCACAUGCCAAAAUGAUUUGCAAAACUGUGGAAUUUUCCCUGGAAGGUCUGGGAUCCCACUCAGAUGUGCCCAUGCAUAAUAAUUAUUAACCAGAGUAGGAAUUUUUUCUCCUGAACAUCCCUCUGUGAGUUAACAGUGGAUUUGAUUAUAUGUGGGUCUUGGCCAGUUCAAUCAUUAAUCUGAUUGACCGUGACAAUUGUUCAACAGUAAUUUUGCCAUUUGGAUUCCGAAAGUGAUUUUUCCACCUAUUCGGAUCCCUCAUCCUUUAGGGACCUACACAGGUCAUUUGUGAAGAGCAUGCUGCUUUGAAUAGCUGUUGUGGGCUAAUUCUACCAUAAUGAAAUAGGAUUAUAAUGUUUUCUCAAGGACAGCAUAUGUCCUUGAGAUAUUAUCCUAUUGGAUAAUGACAUAGUUGUAUGGCAUGUGAUUUCUCAGGGUAUAAGACAAAGGAAGAUCAGGAAACUGAAAGAAAAACAUUUCUUCUGGAUUUUCCAGAGUUAGAACACAGCUUUCUAUUUGUACUGGUAAAUUAAUCUAUAACUUUUCUUCUCUUUUUUAUUUUGGAAAUAUAGUAUUAGUACUAAGGAAACAGUUUGAAAUACAUGGAAAUUUAUGUAGAUUACUGGAAAAAACCACAAACUAUCAAAGAAUGUGUCAUUGCCUGUAGAUCAAAACACCAGUAUUCAAAUAUUUCUGUGAAGAAAAAGACCAUAAAAUCUAACUUGAGAGAUCUAAAUGUUCUGCACAAUCCAGAAAUUGCAAGAAAUCUAGAUUGAACAACAGAAUAUGAACUGAUAGCUAAGUAACUACAGCAGGAAAUUUUGACAUCUGUAAUUGUACAAUUGCAUACAAGUAUUUAGAGCUGAAUUCAAAACCUUAAAAUUUAAUGUCCUUUUUUUUUAAGAUAUUUUAUACUGUUUUUUGUUUGACUGGCUGGAAACUACAAGGAAGUUCACAACCAGUCUUUUAAAAUUCUAAUAUUAUUGGACAAAAAAUAUUUAUUUAUGUUAAAAAUAGCAGUUUUAAUAAAAUUAUUUAUUUCACUAUGAAUAUUUUCUAUCAAAAUUAUGAUAUGACUUUUAGAAGUCAUUGGAGGUAUUGCUUGUCCAGUUGGAGACUCACAGUUUUCAGAAACUAUUGAGUAAUCUUUCAAAAUAAAAUUCUCUUAGAGAAGCUCAGAUUGAUAGCCAAAAUUCAGAAGCUACUCAAGAAAAGUGACUUCAUUCUCCUUCUUUAUUCUUCGUUUUCUUCAGAAGUUUGGCUCCAAAAGGGCAGUGAAACAAGUCUAGUGUAAUUUACCUGGCUUUUCCUUUUUCUAACCUAAACAAUUCUAUGAUUCUACAAUUCUGUGCCACAGAUGCUGUGAGCUGAUAAAUUAGAGCACAAAUAUGAAGCACAUAACAUUUUAUGACCUUUUUCUGAUCAUAAUAGUCUGUCUUUAAGUAUUAGAUAAUUUUUUUUAAUCAGUAUUUUUGAAAGUGAAACCAAACCUAACUUUUGGCACCUAAGCUACCUCUGGCUUUAACACAAUUGUUAUAAGUUGUCUUGGUUGUUUGUACUAAAACUGAAUUUAUUUUGGGAAUAAUGAUAUCACAUGGACAUGUAGGCACAAACUUGAUUUUUUUUUCUUGCUAGAUUGUUGAUUCAAACAGAUAAAGCUUGCUGAAUCUAAAGAAAAUUAUCAUUUGAGAUAAAAUUCCAGCCAGAGUUGUAGAGGAACACUGGGCUUGGAUGGUUUGCUUUUGUUUCAUUUUGAUGGUGAAAAUGAGAAAAAUAGUAAGAACACAAAACUCUUCCAAGCCAGACCUCAAACUGGGCACUUUUUCAUUUGCCAAAUUGAAAACCUUAAAAUAAUUUUGAACUGAAUUUGCUCUUGCAUGGAGUACAAGAGUUUGUCUAAUUUUUUUGAAUGGUACUUCCUAACCUUCUAAGCAUGAACAUCUUAGCUAAAUCAGGUCUUUCUCUGAAAGAAAAAAAGUUUACUGCUUCAACUUCUGCCCAUUUUGGUGCUAUGGUAGAGUUUGUGAUGAGUGGUCUCUUCUGGGAGGUGUCACCCAGUGCAUACACGGACUUCAAGUUCUGCCUUUUCCUUCCAAAGGGCCAAAUGUCACCUGAGCCCACACCUGAUAUUACAGGCUGGGCUAUGAAUAGGCUGCAGGGAUCAACUGCAGUUCAGCAUAUGAAAGGAACGAUUUCACCUGGGACGCAAUUUUGGUCAAGGCGCUGGUUUUUGCCAUUGAUGAGAUUUGGAGCAGCACAGUGAAAUUACCUCCUGGUUUAGCAGUGACAGUUCUGCAGUAUGAUAGCACAUAAUAGACGUCACACCCAUCAUAGCCUGGGAGAGAUGAUGAGCAUCAAAUAAACACUGGAGCAAUUUGGAAUGUUUUGCUGCUCUGGGAUGUUAUCGGCACAUUUGUAGGAAGCGUCUGAUUUACGGAAAAUGUCGCAUUUAAUUAUAUCUCUCAUAUCUUUGUUCUCUCCUUCUACAAAAAUGGUUUAUGGUUUGGAAAAAGCACAAGAUGAUUAACCGCAGAUGUGAUUUCUUGUUUCCCGGAUAUUUGAAUUAAUUGCCUAUAAUUGUGUGUCAUCAUGUUCUGUGUGUUACCAGGCUGAACAAAAAGACAGAAAGACAGGAAUUACACUAAAGCCUUCCUUUUCCAUCUAUCUGUGUUUAUGGUAUUGAAGGUUCAUGAAUGGUUUAUUCGUGGAUAAUUCUUAGGAGGAAAUAACCACAAUUUUACCAUUGAUUCAUAAACUCCUGCCCUGAGUAAAAAGAUACAACAGAGCUUAUGUUUCUGAAGUCUUUUUCCACACAGACCUGAAUAACUGAAGCUGCAUCAGUGGAGAAGAAAUCAGCUCUGUGCUUUUAGAAAAUGUAUUACAAACCACAUUUUACUCUGAUACGUAAUUUUUUAGCAAGGUAAGUACAAGGUGUUCAUCAUUAUCUUUUCCCCCUUGUGAUGAGAGUUUGAGAGUUCAACCCACUAAAGAAGAAUAAAAGUGCAACUUUUCCUGUAAAAGGUCAAGUGGGGCCAGUAAAUACAUCUACAGACUGGGCCAGUAUCUAUCAAAAAAAGCUGAUGCUAAGGGCUCUCCAAGCCCUGCCAUCAGACUUUGGUAUCCAGCCUAGUUCUCUAGAGGUUUCUCUACUCAGUUUGUCAACUAUCUGGGAACUUUGGGCUUCUAAAUAUUGGUGCUCUUGCAUUUUUAGAUACCAAAAGCAGGGUAAAAUAGGUAUGAAAUGACCUCCCCAUCUCCUCCACCUCCAUCAUGUUACGUUUGAGUGACAGUAGGAGGAAAGUUGCAAAGACUCUGAGAGACACUGUUGCCAUCUUCCUUUGCUAAUCCAAGUGCCAUUGCCUUCUGUGGAUGCCUUUUAGAUUCCAGUUUUUCGUCUUUCUGUCCCAGCUGGAUGCUUUGGCAGAUGACUUAAGAGAGAAGGCAUUGGGAUGGUGAGCAUGUUUUGAUCAUGGUGCAUUAGAUUGGAAAGUUAUUCUUCUGUGUCUCUUCUAAUUCAGAUUAUGCUAAGGUAGCAUGAAGGUAGUAUUUUUAUAUAUUAAUUUUUGAUUUUUCUCAUCCUUACUGGUUAGGCCCUGCUAAGUGCAAUUAUUCUAAAUUGUAUUCUGCAAAAUAUCAACUCAAUUGUAACAGCAGAGCAGCCUUUGAGCAUUCACUGGUAUGAAACAUUAAGAACAGGUAACAGGGGGGUUGAGCUUAAUCUUGGCAUAAUUUUGGCUUCUUGAGGAGUAUGUACAGUGCCCAGCUUCAGGCAUGUGAAGUUUGCAUUUUGUUCUACAGAGUCAAUGAAGAGAAAGGCUGCUUGGAUCUCUUACACCUUCGGAAAAGAGGUGAGAGUCCUAUUUCCACAGCUGCCUAGUUUGUGGAUUCACACAAGACAGUAAAGGUUGUAUCUGAAUCUUUGCAAGGGUCUCUCUUCCCUUCCUCCCUUCAUUUGGUUCAGUAGCCCUGACCAGAAGGUUCUACCUAAACACUAAUCUUCAGUUUCUGGAAAGAGGCACCAUGCAGAAGUGAAGUGACAGCCCCACUUACUGUCAUCCAUACAAGGUUAAGACUGAAAUUUUACUUCCUUAACACAGUAUUGAUUUACAGCACUUUGCCACAAUGACAGAAAUAAGCAUCUCCUGAAAACUGUCCAUGCACUUUAUAAAAUAAUUUUUUUAAAGUAAGAAAAAAAAAUUGUAUUUUUAUUUAUUUAUUUUUUACACAUAGAGGUGUUAACAUUGGAGAACCCUAGAGAACUCUUGGUAGAAUAUGUGGUAAAUUCCAAAAUAGGAUGCAGACUUUGAUUUGCAGUGAUGCCCUUCACCUCAGCUCAGCAGGAGGUGCUGAGAAGUAUGCUACCAGAACCUUACCACUGUGUCCCAUAAAUUUCCUGCCUGGUGAUUUCAUGCUUGCAAAUGCUGUUUAAUAAGUGGUAAUAAUACAGUGUUAAUCAUACUGUGUAUAUUGACACUGACACUGGAAACUGAAUCUCAACUUGCUUUUUAGGUGUUUUUGUGUUGCUUUUGAACCUUACCCUCGCUGCAUCUUGGCCCUUUAUUUAGGUUAGUUAUUUCAACAAUUCCACUUUGUGGCAAUAACAUAUAUAUGGCUGUGUGCUACUGCUCCUGACUGCUCAGUGUAUAUUUUUGAGGAUAGUCCUAUUCUUGAGGUUUGCCUAAAGCCAAGCAUAGUCAUUUGUUGCAGCAUUUAUGAAAUGUCACAUAUCCCUCGUUCUGCCUUUGUUCUGCUUAAAAUCUGUUGCUAGCAAUUUGUUUAAUUAUGCUGCUGGACAUGAACAGUAGUAGUACUAAAUGGCAUUGCAGUAUGUUAAGUUCUGCCCAAAUUUAGACAAAGCAAUGUUUUCUGCUGAGAACAUUUUUGUACUGUGAGUUGUACAUUCAGUUUUGUGGACAAAGGUGAAUGGUAAUACAUUUGAAACUGUUGUCAAGAUUUCUGUUCUGUCUUUUAAAUUAAAAUACUGAAAUGUU